AUGUGCUACAAGAAGCAAACGUACUACAAAAGCUGCUCCCACACACGCACAGAGGAAGAAGACUGCCCCCACCAGAAGCGCCUCAGCCAACUGCGCCUGCAAGAGCGUCUCGACGCCCACCGCCGCCAACGAAGCUCCUGGCUCCUGUGCAUCUUCUGCUUCCUCAUCGCCCCCGAGCCGCGGCCGCGCACCCCGGAGCCCCGCCGCGAGUGCCCCCUGCAAGACGUCCGCGUCGAGAUCGACGGCCGGUGUCCGCAGUGCCGCCUCCUCGACGCGCAGGCGGCGGCCGUGGGGAGAAGGGACAGGUAUGAGUAUGACUACGCGGCGCGCCGGUGCCGUGUCAGAGGUGAGGUGGAGGUGAGUCAGAUGAACGCCGUUGCUGACCUUGUGAGUGCGCAGGUGGUGGAUAUAGCUGUCCCGAUGGAUGAGGCGGAGAGGAGGGAGGGGACGAGGGGGAGGGCUGGGUGGAGGGAGCAUGACGCGCGGAUACGGGAGCCGGAGAGGACUUAUAUGGCAUAUCGCCCCGAGGGUCGUCGGAACACGGACGCCUCUGCGGGUUCGCGACGACCGAAUCGGGGCCGGGACUUUGUGCCGUAUAGGGACCCAGUGUCAUCAGGCUUGCCGGAGCUGCCACAGACGCCGCAGGUGAGUAGCCCAGAGUCAACAUCUUACGCAUGGCCUGCCCCUUUACGAGUAUCCAAAACCAAGGGCCAGAUCAGGAGCCCAGACUGGACAUCUUCAGCCUGUCCUGCCCCUUUACGGAUAUCAAAGACUAAACAGAACCAGGACCCGUCGAGACCUACACAGACGCAACAUGUCAAGAGCCCAAACUCGACAUCUUCCGGCCGGCCAGCCCCUUUACGAGUUUCCAAGACGAAGCAGAACCAGGACGUGUCAAAGCCGAAGAGGAACAACUCCAGGAAACCGGGCCGAAGCGCUGUUGGCACGUUGGAGAACCCGCCCCUGAGCGCCGUGAUGGAGGACGUGGAGAAGGCCUGGAAUGAUGCUUGCCCGGAUGGAGGCUCCGCUGCCAGGACUGCUCGAAAGCCGUCGCAGGAGGUGCCGCAACUCACCAGCCCGUCAUCUUACAGCCCGGAACUACCGAUCGACGAUCUGAUAGACGAGGUUGAGCUCCUCUGGCGACGGGCAGCCUGCAACAACGAUGGACCCAGGUAA
This is a messenger RNA of Colletotrichum siamense, 1176 nucleotides long. RefSeq lists its product as uncharacterized. The record is from RefSeq and is a predicted model, not a curated record. The transcript has a single exon. The coding region runs from base 1 to 1176 and encodes 391 amino acids. Lineage: Eukaryota; Fungi; Ascomycota; Sordariomycetes; Glomerellales; Glomerellaceae.